This is a messenger RNA of Camponotus floridanus (Florida carpenter ant), 1382 nucleotides long. It is a transcript of the gene PIG-M, whose product is annotated as GPI mannosyltransferase 1. Gene Ontology annotation, biological process: GPI anchor biosynthetic process. The record is from RefSeq and is a predicted model, not a curated record. Gene Ontology annotation, molecular function: GPI mannosyltransferase activity; alpha-1,4-mannosyltransferase activity. The transcript has a single exon. The coding region runs from base 200 to 1366 and encodes 388 amino acids. Gene Ontology annotation, cellular component: membrane; glycosylphosphatidylinositol-mannosyltransferase I complex. Lineage: Eukaryota; Metazoa; Arthropoda; Insecta; Hymenoptera; Formicidae.
CAGGAAUCGGCAUCAAGGUACGCAUUUUGCGUGGUAGAGAAAUCCAAUUUAGAGAAGAACGCUUGCGCUGCGGAAUUUAACGAGUUGAAGAAAUGUCUUGUUAAAGCCGCCGCGAGCAGCAAUACAAGAUUAUAAAUAAGCUUGAAGCUCAAUCGAUGAAUAUCUGUGAGUUUAAUGCCUUAGCUUUAGCUACGCAAGAAUGAAUAUCAUCGCUAAAAUAAAUAAUUCGUCAUUUACGUCACACUGUCUACUGGCGUUCAUUCUACGAUUAAUCUUGAUACUGUAUGCCAAUUUUCACGAUGAGUAUUUCGCGGUAUCAUACACAGAUGUGGACUAUAAGGUGUUUACUGAUGCCGCUAGACAUGUAAUAGAGCAACGAUCACCGUUCGAGCGACAUACUUAUCGCUAUUCGCCGUUUCUGGCUUGGCUCUUGGCACCAAACAUCAUAUUACACAAGGAUUUUGGAAAGAUUUUAUUUUCCACAGUAGACAUACUGAUAGCAGUCCUGAUUAAAAAUAUCCUCGCGCGACAGAGAUGUAAGGAGACUCUAAAGAAUCUCUGUGCGCUCUUGUGGCUCUAUAAUCCGUUAACAUUGGUGAUCUCUACGAGAGGUAAUGCGGAUUCGUUGGCUGUUUUUUUAGUUAUAGUCACAUUAGAUUUGUUACAACGAGAUAAAAUUGUACUGGCUGGAUUAUUUCAUGGGCUAUCUGUGCAUUUUAGAUUAUAUCCAUUGAUGUUCAGUCUGCCCAUGUUCUUGUCCUUGUGUAAAAGUAAUCGUUUUUUGCCGAACAAGAAUCAAUGGAGACUUGUGUCGAGUUGCGUAUUUUCAAUUGUUACAUUGACGAUCACGGGUUAUUAUUUGUACGAUUUCAAAUUUUUCUACGAAAGCUUUCUGUAUCAUUUAGUGCGUAAAGACGCACGACACAAUUUUUCUAUAUAUUUUUACAUGCUUUACUUAUCUGCUAAUCAGCCUCAGGAUAUAAUCCAGAAGAUCGUUACGUUUCUGCCACAAUUGUUACUGUUGUUGAUGUCGUCGUAUUAUUAUGCGGAAAAAUCCAAAUUGCCAUUCGCUAUGUUCAUUCAGGCGAUAAUCGCGGUGAUAUAUAAUCCGGUGAUAACUUCCCAAUAUUUCUUCUGGUUUUUAUCCUUGUUACCUCUCGGCUUGCCAAAUAUCAAAAUGAGCCUCUGCAGAAGCGUAUGUCUAAUAUGUUCCUGGAUCUUGAGUCAAGCUAUUUGGUUGUCGACUGCUUACAUGCUAGAAUUCCAAAGUUUUAAUUCAUUCAAUGUGCUUUGGAUAUCUAGUAUGUUAUUUUUUGCUGUUAAUGUAAAAAUUUUAGUUGAUAUUAUUAAUCAUUAUAACUAUUGAUUAUAAAUAUGUAGUA